AUGAUUCAGCUCCCACGAAGCAUGGGUUUGGCUUUUCAGCAGAUACGGGAGUUGCAAUUGUACAAAUUUGAAGAGCUUAGGGAGCUGCCGGACACAUUGUCACAGCUCCAACAUCUGAUAUUGUUAGAGGUCGUUGAAGCACCCAAGCUGACGUCAAUCCCUGAUGGCAUCGGAGCAUUAUCCAGGUUGAUUGAGCUGGAUCUGUCAGGAUGUAAGGCCCUGCAACAGCUACCAUCAACACUCACCCAGCUUAGCUGCCUCUCUAUUCUUACACUUGAAUAUACUUCCAUCAGCUCCCUUCCUCCCAGGUUUGCACAGCUGACCAGGCUCAGAACGCUCAAACUCUCUUGCUGUAAUCAAUUGAGGGCCUUGCCAGAUGAUUUGACCGAGCUGAAGAUGCUGCAGCAUUUGGAUGUUAAAGGAUGCAAGCAAGCGCUCGAUGGCAUCUCCCGUGCACUGCGCUAUGGACUCCGGGACAUGCAUGGGCUGAAAUUCAUGAAGUACUAG
This is a messenger RNA of Closterium sp. Yama58-4, 507 nucleotides long. The record is from the annotation of a GenBank genome assembly. NCBI's taxonomy places the organism in Eukaryota, Viridiplantae, Streptophyta, Zygnematophyceae, Desmidiales, Closteriaceae.